Candida albicans SC5314 is the source of this 1872-nucleotide messenger RNA. RefSeq lists its product as uncharacterized. Gene Ontology annotation, molecular function: histone binding; protein heterodimerization activity. Gene Ontology annotation, cellular component: nucleus. The transcript has a single exon. NCBI's taxonomy places the organism in Eukaryota, Fungi, Ascomycota, Pichiomycetes, Serinales, Debaryomycetaceae. The record is from RefSeq and is a predicted model, not a curated record. Bases 1 to 1872 code for a protein of 623 amino acids.
AUGAAUACCGGUAUUGAAAAUGAUUUCAAGUAUCUACAUAGUCGUAACCUUCAACAACUUCCCAACAACAACACCAAAAACCCUUCUCAAAAUAUACCCUACAAUUACCCGUCAUCCGAUGAAGAUAUAGAAGAUGAAUAUUAUUCUGAUGAUGAAUCUCAAAAUCAGUUAGAUUAUGAGAUCAACCAAUUAAUAAACCAACAAAACGAGAAGCAAUUCAAAAACAAGUUCAAACAAUUGGAAAACCAAAGUCUACAACGAUUCAAAUCUCAAUGGGAUGCUAUAAUCGAUAAAUAUAGCAAAAUUGAUGACUCUACACAAAGUGAUGAAAUCGAUAUCGUCACGGGAGAACUAAUAACCAACAAUGGACAUUUAGAUAAAUUGAAUCAAAAUCAUAAUCAAAAAGGAGACAUUACUAAGAUGGAUAUUUGGAGACAAGAUUACGGUCAACAAUUGGAAAAUUGGAGACAACGUGAUUUCCGAAUGAAAAAACAAGCUAAACAACGCAAAAAUGAACAACGACAAAUAUUAAAGAAAUUAGAUCUAUUUAAUAAACCAAUAUAUGGAUAUCCGAAAUUUGAAAAACUUGAAGAAAAUGAUUUUCUCAAACAGUCUCCAACAAAGAAUAAGGUACCAAGCGGGAUAGAGUCUGAUGAAUCACCCACUAAAAAGAGAAGAGUUUUCACUGAUAAAAAAGUGGUUUCUAAAAAUUCAAAUUAUUUAGAGUUUCUGGAUGAUGAUGACGAGGAAGUUGAGAAUAAGUCACUAUACACCAAGACUGUAAUUGCACAUGGAAAACUUUACAAAAGAGAGUCAGAUAAUGUGCUAUAUGGGUCAUCUGCUGAUACUUUUUCUCCCUAUAUUGAUAGACAGUCGUUUCGGCCAGAAUCCAAUGAACUACAAAGCGAAGACUCACAAGAUUAUGAAUCUAAUCUAUCGUCCGACAUUUCAGAUGAUGAGUACGACGAUGAAACUUAUCAAUCUAUAAUAAUUAAUGAUAAAAAAUAUAGUCCAAAAUUUAAAGAACAUUUUGAUGAAUCAGAAACCGAAUCAAUUUCAGAAACACCUCAACCACAAACUUCUUCAGAAGAAACACCUGGACUUUCAUCUCAAACUGAAGAAAUCUCACCGUCGCCACAUCCAGAAUCCAGUUUUGAUGACGAAUAUCUGAUUAUUGAGGAGCCUUACUAUUUUUUGGAUGUGAAGUCACUUCCAUUGCCCACUAUUUUCAAUUGUGCGUUUAUAAAAUGCCAUUAUUGUACGGGAAAUAAAAAACUAUAUGAAUUACAUCUUUUGCAAUCACACAGUUCGACUUUGGCAGAAAUGGGCUAUCCAAUUAAUUUAAAUAGUCAGAAUGCUGCCUACGAAAAUAGCAACACUGAUAGCGAUAAAGAAAACCAUAAGAUUGAAUUUACUAGAGACAUUACUGACGUUGAUUUGGAUAAGCUAUAUCAGGUAUUUCCAAAAACGUACAAAUUACCGCCACAAAAGGAAGCAUUAACUUGCGGCAAAGAAUUAGCUAAUGGACAAACAUGUCAAAAGUUUUAUUUGGUGCAAGAACAGCUCGAUCAACAUCAAGAAGCUGGUGAUGAAUGUAGUGAUAAACGUCAAGUUUUAUUUUGUCCAAUACUUGGAUGUGGAUACUUAACAGAUGGUGGGUAUAAGGAAUGGAGAGAGCAUAUGAUUACUGCAAACCAUUCUCAAGAAGAAACAGCUGAAAAAGAGACCAAAAAGGAAAACUUGGAAAAGUUGAUUUCUCGACCUAUUGCAACGAGAAAAGUAUCAGUGAAAGUACCUAAAUUUACUGAAACAGAUUUUAAAGUAUCUUUUAUAGACCAAGGAUAUGAAUCAAUAGAUGAAUUAUUCAAUUGA